Molecule: messenger RNA, 5151 nt
Organism: Parasteatoda tepidariorum (common house spider)
Lineage: Eukaryota; Metazoa; Arthropoda; Arachnida; Araneae; Theridiidae
Product: toll-like receptor 6
Biological process (GO): signal transduction
Cellular component (GO): plasma membrane
Molecular function (GO): protein binding; signaling receptor activity
Source: RefSeq, a predicted model, not a curated record
UCAAAGUCAUGGUAUGCCUGCUGAAGUGUGUUAGUUCGCCGAUAAGUAUUGCUCCCCUCGGCAGCAACAGGAAUUGGUCGUAAUUUGUACGCGAAUAGUAAAAGUUGGAUGUGAAAUCGUGCCGUUCGUCUUAGGAGAAACUUUUAACAGGGAUGUCAUAAAUCAGAAGGGACAUUAAGCAUGUUAUGCUUUUGAAUGAGGCAAUAUUUUUCAUCAGUUGACUGCUAACUUUGUAUCAGUUUUUAUACCAAAGAAAGUGGAAGGCGUCUAAAGCCAUAUAGACAGGUUCAAAAAACCUUACGGAAAGGCAAUUUUAUAUGAAGUCAUUUGGAUAUUUCCUUUUCUAUGAAUUUGAAGAAUUGAGUUUGAAAAUGAUGAAAACUGUGUAUAAUUUUACGAUAUAUUUCAGUUUUACUGGAAUAAAUGGUGAUAUUGCAUAUAAGAGGAUAUAUUAUAAUAAAUUGGGUACAAUUUUCAGUGGAAGUUAGAGAAUUCAUGGUGGACAAUUGUCUGUAUGCUGGAAGUUUUCAAGUCAGAAAUUUUAAAUCAUUGGUUGAGUAGCUUUGAUAAAAGGAGAGAUAGUGGAUCUUCAAAUUGAAAACAGGACGAGUGAUGGCAGUAGUUAUAGGCAGCAUGUAAAAAAAUAUUGUUUGAAGUCUGUUUUCUUCAAUAGUUUCAGCUUCAGUGCACAAGAAAAUAUGGGCAAUUGUCUCAAUUCAUCACAACAUCUUAUCCUGUUUCUUGUUUCCUUUCUUUUAUGCGCUUUUGAGCCCUGUAUAAGUGAGGAUUACUGCAAGAAUGAUGAAAUCAAAGGUUCUUCUCUAAUGUCUGUGAAAUGCUCCGUGCAAACCUUAAACGAUGUAUUCUACAAUUUUUCUUCAAUUGACCCAGACUUGAUUGGUAAAUUGAAUAUCAACUGUGAUACCCGAAAUGAUCAUACCAGCAAUAACCAUCGUUUAAAAAGUGACUUUGACAACUUAGUUAACAAUACUUUUGGCUUUCUAAAGAAUUUACAUGAUCUUGUUAUUGAAAACUGUAAGCUCCUUACCAUCACACCGAUGGCAUUUAACGGAGUAUCUCAAUUAAAGAACUUAGCUUUAAGAUCAAGAAAUAUUCAAAAUCCUUUGUCCUCUUUCAAAUUAUCUGCUGAGACAUUUUCUCAGCUUCAGUUGUUAGAGAAUAUUGAUUUAAGUGAAAAUAAUAUGAAUAUUUUACCUCAAACUCUCUUAUGCCCACUUCGAAAUCUUCAGUCUUUGAACAUUACUGAUAAUGACUUUGCUGAUAUAUCUAAUGUGGGUUUAUCAACUGGAACUCGAGAGAACGUUUUGUGCUUGGUUGAUGUUCAAAAAGUAUGGUUAUCGUAUAAUCGUAUCAAGGUGCUAACAAAUAAAGGAUUUGCUGCUGCAAGUCAACUUAAAGAACUCUUUUUAGAUCAUAAUUCCAUUUCAAGAGCUGAAGAGUUGGCACUUUUUGGCCUGAAUGAAUUAGAAAUCCUUGACCUCUCCAGCAAUCAAAUCGUAGCCUUGCCACCUUUAGUUUUAAGACAUUGUGAAGAUCUAAUUGAGCUAUACCUUCAAAAUAAUUCUAUCAGUGUUUUACCACCAGGAUUACUGACAGGGCUUCAGAGACUACGAAUACUUGAUUUAUCUCAUAAUGAGAUAACAAAUCAUUGGUUAGGUUCAGAUACUUUUUCGGAUUUAAUUCGUCUUGAGUUAAUGAAUUUAAGUCAUAAUCGUCUAACGCAAAUUGAUAGCAAAAUAUUUCGAACCCAAUAUAGUUUACAGAAACUUUUCAUAGAUAAUAAUGAAAUUGAAGCUAUUUCAGAUGAUGCCUUUUCUGUACUAUAUAAACUACACACUCUGCAUUUGCAUAAUAACAGAUUAACUUUUAUUACUGCUUCCACAUUUAGCGGUUUAUUCGUCAUUGAUAUGUUAUCCCUCAAUAACAACUUUAUCGAAAACAUACAUAUUGAUGCCUUUAGUAACAACAGUGCUAUUAUAGAGAUCAAUUUAUCUGAUAAUAAGCUAUCAACAGUACCAUCUGCCGUCCAAUCACUUAUGCUUCUUCGUAGCUUAGAUUUAUCUAAUAAUGAAAUUUCUUACAUUCACAGUGCAAGUCAUCGAGGUCUCGAGAAUUUAUAUAGUUUAGUUCUGAGUGGAAAUAGGAUCGGAAAUUUAACUCGAGGUGUAUUUGGACACUUACCAAAUUUAAGAGUUUUAAAUUUAGACCAUAACAAAAUUGCAUCAAUAGAGCAAAACACUUUUGAGGAUGUUCCUUUUUUACAUGCUUUGCGUUUAGACUCCAAUUUUCUUCCUGAGGUCAAUGGUUUAUUUACAAAUUUACAUGAUCUUAUGAUGUUAAACAUAUCAGCAAAUCAAAUAGAAUGGUUUGAUUAUGCUCUAGUUCCAAUUGGAUUGCAAUGGCUUGAUUUGCAUGACAAUCAAAUAGAAUUGCUGGGAAAUUACUUUGAGUUAGAAGCAGUUCUAAAACUGAGAACAUUGGAUGCAUCUUUCAACCAUAUAACUGAAAUAGAUGCCUCUUCGUUACCUAAUGGAAUUGAAAUUGUAUACUUAAACCAUAAUCACAUAAAGUUAAUUCAACCCUUUACUUUUAUGGGUAAACCUAAUCUCACAAGAGUAGAUUUGAGAAGAAAUCUUCUAGGAAACAUAGAGGUCAAUAUUUUUAGAUUGACCGAAGUUAGAAAUCGUAAGCCGUUACCUAAGUUUUUUAUAUCAGAAAAUUCUUUUAUCUGUGAUUGUAAUAUGGAAUGGAUUCAACGUGUUACUUAUCAAGACGAAUCUCGACAUUACCCUCGCAUUGUGGAUAUUGAUUAUGUCUCUUGUCACUUAACAUUUAAUCGUCAAAAAUCACCAGUACUUCUAGUUAAAGCACAAUCUUCCCAGUUUCUUUGUCAAUACAAAAAUCAUUGUUUCGCACUUUGUCACUGUUGUGAAUUUGAUGCCUGUGAUUGUGAAAUGGUGUGUCCUGAAAACUGCACAUGUUUUUAUGAUCAAAGCUGGAAUACAAACAUUGUGGAUUGUAACUCCCAAAACCAUCUAACUGUUCCCCGACGUAUACCAAUGGACGUAACUGAAUUAUUUUUAGAUGGUAAUGUUAUCCCAUCAUUAUCAAGUCAUACAUUUAUAGGAAGGAAAAAUAUGCGAGUUUUAUACAUGAAUAAUAGCAACGUGCAUGUGAUAAAUAAUCGAACAUUCAAUGGUCUGAAGUCACUUCAAUCCCUAUACCUGCAAAAUAACCUCAUUUCUACCCUUCAUGGCUACGAGUUUGAACGCCUAGUAAACUUACGACACCUUUACUUGUCUUAUAAUCGUAUUUCCUUUGUAGCAAAUGCAACUUUUAUGCAUUUGAAAGAUCUUGAAGUAUUACAUUUAGACCACAACUUUAUUACACAGUUUCAAGUAUGGAACCUGAAUCAAAAUCUCAAGCUAGCUGAUAUCCAGCUCUCUCAUAACCCUUGGGCAUGUGAAUGCCAAUUUGUUGGGGACUUCACGAAUUGGUUGCAAUUAAGAACAGAUCUGGUACACGAUGUAUACAAUGUUAAUUGUAUUUUUAACGACACACAUUCUUUAUCGUUAAUCGAAUAUAAUGUUACAACUUGUACAAAUAUUACUGAUGGUGCACCUAGUUAUAGAAAAUCUCUUGAAGUAAAUGACAUUUUACCAUUGUUAAUAUUGGUCUCAUCUAUUUUCGUUCUAGUGAUUAUAGCAAUAGUACUCUUUGUUGUAUUUCGUAAACCUGUAAAAGUUUGGCUUUUUUCGAAAUUUGGAGUACGUAUCUUCGACUCUGAGCGUAGAGUUCCAGAUGAUGACAAAAUCUACGAUGCCUUUAUUUCCUAUUGCAAAAAAGAUGAAGCUUUUGUAGUUCAAGUACUUGCCAAUGAGCUAGAAUAUGGCAGUCCCCAUUUUCGAUUGUGCCUUCAUUACAGAGAUCUUCCCAUUGGCGGAUAUCUAUCGGAGGCCAUAAUUGAAGCUAUAGAAAGCUCUCGUCGAACAAUUUUAAUACUAUCAGAGAACUUUGUUCGAAGUGAAUGGUUUCGUUAUGAAUUUAAGUCUGCACAUUACGAAAUGGUCAGAACCUGCAAACAAAAGCUUAUUGUGAUUUUUGUUGGUUGUUUAUCUCAAGAAGAUUUAGACCCAGAUUUGAGAUUAUGGUUAAAGUCAAGCACAUUUUUACACUGGGAUGACAAAAAGUUUUGGGAAAAGCUUCGAUUCGCUUUGCCGGAUAUUCGGAACAGGAAAUAUGAUAGAUGCCACUCUAUAGAAAAUUCUAUUUCAGUGCAUAUAUAAAAGUGUAUUUUGCAUGUAAAUACACUUUUCAUUGUGAUCAAAAUCUUUCAAGUUUUAUACUUGCACAUUAGCGAAAGUUAAGCCAAUGCAGAAUUGGUGCAAAAGUUCCAAAUAAAUUGUAUAUAAAGUGUUUAUUUUUAUUUGUGUGUUUUGUAAUAUGUGCUUUGAAGGAGAAACUUUCCAUUCAUAAAUUGCUCUUGGUGUGUAUAUAUUAUGCUUUGUGAUCUUAUCUUCAAUUUUAUUUGAAAAGAUAUGUGAUAUUAAUUGCAAUUUUUAUACAUUAAUGUGAUUUUUCUGUGCACGAGGGUUGAGGUCAUUUUGUUUGUAUUUUUGUUAUUGUUAUUAUUAAGUGUUGGUUUGGUUUUAAUUAAGCAAACGUUAUAAAGUUCCUGAUAUAUUUCUUUCAAUGCAUGCGACAGUUGUAAAAUGUAUCCACUCAAUGCAUCUCUGGCAGAAGACUGAUCAAAGAAUAAAAAUAAUAGUUAUUAUCAAUGAUAUAUAAGCGGUGAUUGCUUAAUAUAAAAUAUAGAUUAAUGUUUAAUUAAUAAUUAAAGUAUUAAGCUGAGACAAAAGUUUCUUCCAUAAAUAAAGUAUGUUGAAAAUGCCAAAGAAAAUGUGAAUUAGUGAAAAGGUAAAGUUUACUUUACAACGUAAGGAAAACACUAGAAAAAAACAUAUUUCUAAUUGAAUGCAAUUGUAAAUUACAAGGCAAAUUUCAUUGAGUAAAAAGACCCAGCACCUAGAAUUACGUAAAUGUUUUUUUUUAUAUUAAAAUUUCCUCCUACAUCGUAACUAAGGAUUCAAUAACAUAUUUAUUUAUAAAAAUCUUUCUAAUAAUUUCAUU